Messenger RNA from Chelonia mydas (Green sea turtle), 5276 nucleotides. It is a transcript of the gene ARL15, whose product is annotated as ADP ribosylation factor like GTPase 15. Gene Ontology annotation, molecular function: GTPase activity; GTP binding. Bases 802 to 1521 code for a protein of 239 amino acids. The transcript is spliced from 7 exons. The record is from RefSeq and is a predicted model, not a curated record. NCBI's taxonomy places the organism in Eukaryota, Metazoa, Chordata, Testudines, Cheloniidae.
GAUCAGCUGAUGGUGACGCUGCGGGGAGAGCGCCCCCCAGUUCCUGAAACAUAGGGCGCUGCGGGCUCUAUAGGCUCAGAGCUGGGCUGUCCACUCCCGUGCGCCUCCCCCGCCGCGUCUGCUCCGCGCGCUCCGCUGGCCGUCGCGGAGAGAAACCUGCAGGGUUAGUCUGGCUGGCGGCGGUGGCGGCGGCAAGGGAGGGAGGUAGUGACAGCCCCAGAUACCCGCCCUCUGCCCGGGGAGGCGGUGCUGGGGGGGACCUUCCUGCCAGAGACCCAACCCGACCCCAUCCUACCCUGCUGGGACCGUCCUGCCAGGAACGGAGCCCCCUGCAGCCCUCCUCUCUGCAGUAAUAACCAACGCGCUGGGACCUUCCCUGCUAGCUGCAGAGACCUCACCCCUGGGACCCCACCCUAUGCCCCUGGAACCCCUCCGCUCAGUAGCAGUGCCAGAGACCACUGCACCUUCCUGCCGGCAGCAGGGACCCUUCGUGUCUCCUCUGAGAUCUUCCUAGCAGGAGUAACAGAGACCUUCCUGAUACCCAGGGAGACUUGCUUCCUCCCCUUUGCACCCCAAAGACUUUCCUGCAAAGAACGUUAGAGACGCCACGCUUCAGAGACCGGUUAGCAGCAGAGACCUUCCAGCCAAAACUCCUCCUGAAUAGCUGCAGACCCACUCAACCCUUUACAGUCUUGAGACGUUCUGGCAGCAGAGACCCACUCCCCACCUAAAUCCAACGAGAGGAGCAGAGAGCCCCUUGGGACCCCUGAGCAACAACAGAGCCUCUCUAUUCACCAGUACAUGGAUUAUCUGGGCCAGUGGAAUCUUAAGGCUUGGGGACAUAGGACGCUGACCAGGAGAGCUACAAUAAAACAGUGUUUUAAAGCGCUUUGCUGCAAGGGACCACCACCUCCACGACCUGAAUAUGACUUGGUUUGUAUAGGUCUCACUGGUUCUGGCAAGACAAGUCUACUGUCACAGCUUUGCAGUGAAAGCCCAGAGAAUAUAGUGUCUACAACAGGUUUUAGCAUAAAAGCAGUGCCAUUCCAGAAUGCCGUCUUGAAUGUAAAAGAACUUGGAGGAAUACUCCUCCUUGUAGUGGAAGGUGGUGCAUGUUUGUACCAUUCUAGUUACCUCCUGGAGCUUCUAAUACAGCCAGGGGCUGACACUAUUAGGAAGUACUGGAGUCGUUACUACCAAGGAUCCCAAGGGGUAAUAUUUGUAUUAGACAGUGCCUCCUCGGAAGAUGAUCUAGAAACGGCGAGGAAUGAACUACAUUCUGCUCUUCAGCACCCACAGUUAUGUACUCUGCCAUUUUUAAUAUUGGCCAAUCAUCAAGACAAGCCAGCAGCUCGCUCAGUACAAGAGAUCAAAAAAUAUUUUGAACUUGAACCACUUGCACGAGGAAAGCGCUGGAUUCUUAAACCCUGCUCCCUGGAUGAUAUGGAAGCAGUAAAAGACAGCUUCACCCUUCUGAUAAAUUUGCUAGAAGAGAGAGAGCUUGAGCCUUCAAGAAUGUGAAAAGCUAGGAAAGAGGACUGCUUCUCCAGUCAUCAUUGAACCUGUUUAUUCUGCUCCCAGCUUAAUUAUGAUUUGGUAUCGAGACUGCGUUACGGCUUACAGUAAAUAUAAAUUUUCAUUUAGUGCAGAAGAUCUGUUUGUUAAAAUAAAUGCGCUGUAUAUGAUUGGUAUGGGGUAUAUGAUUAUUCCAGUUAAGUCAUCAUGCUACUGAAAUAUAGGGAGUUCCUCUUUGUGCACCACUAAUUUUGCUCACUGCAUGUUUUUUCCCUGCAUUAUCAUAAAAACAUUCUUGAUAUGGAAUUCUGCAUGCAGAAAGUCACGGUCUGUAAAGGAUGAAAAAAAAUACCACCAACUAUGUUUUCUGAAAAGUAAGUGUCAUUAAAAAUUUGUGGAUAUUACUGUGUGUGUUAGUCCUUGGGAUCAGCAAACAAGCUAUAUGGAAAGGAUGGCCAGUCAGAGUACCAGUAAAUCAUCUUACAAGCAAGGAAAUGUCUUGAUGCAAAGUCUAGUCUGAAGUCUUACUGAAUAAAAAUACAAAUACCUUGCUGGUUGACUACUAUUCUAAUUUUUAACCCUUUCAAAGGUACAAGCAGUCAAGUUAGAGGGAGUAAGGGGAAAUAAGGCACAGACACAGCGUGUGCUUUGUGUGUUUGCUAUGGGUUUUGGAUUAUCUGGAUUAUAAAAAAUAGCUUGCAGAAAAUUUCAGCUACAACUUAAGUAGAUGAUAUUUUUUAAAAAAUUAAAUAGGUUGGAUAAAGUUUACCAGUUGUUGUUUUUUUAGUGACUAUCAUCAAAGAGCAGCAAGAGUAUAUGUAUUUUAACUCCGAUGUGGAUCUAUGCUGUAUAAAUAGCAUGAAGUGGGACAGUUUUAAAUUAAGGGAUCUGCUGUAUCGCUCACUCAAAGUAGUAUUGUUAUCACAACUGUGCUCCUGCCUCUAUACUACAGUUAAGGGUCUGCCAAUAUCUCCUGUUAUAAACCCCUAUGUUCAGGACUUUAAAAAAUGCCUUCAGAAGUUUGCUGAGGACUGAAUGUUAGUAAAACGUUUAUUAAUCAGAACCACAGUUUUGAACAAAAAUGGAAAAACUCCAUUCAGUUCUAGGAAUGCAAUACAUAUUCCACCCCUUAGCCCCAUCCACCCACCCACCCACCCCAGGUUUGCAACAUUUGCAUGCCUUUUGGCAGUUUUAAAAUGAUGUAAAUCAGUUUGCUUUUCAAAUGAGCUGCUCAGUUCAUUGGUUCAUAAUAAAACCAGAUAUCACAAGAGGGUGUAGAAAUCAGUAGAUGUUUGGUACACACGGUGGUGGUUGUGCCUUGUCCAGUUAGCUGCCCACAUCCACCAAUAUCCUGCUUGAUGCAUACCCUGCAAUGGCAUACUGAGGGUAUAGCAAUCCAUCUUGAUUCUGUGUUUCAGGUUUUGAAAAAUCUUCUUAAAAGAAGACCUACUUUUCAGAGCUUUAUUCAACAUGUCUUUUCACUCUGAAAGGAGUUCAUUUCUUUAAGUUUAUUUUAGUUUAUAACUAGUUUGAGGAUAAGAAAAAAUCGUGAGGGAGAGCCUAUAAAAGCUGGUUCCCUAUUUGUAAUGUACUCUUGGUAAAAUUAACUGGUUUCUAUAACUUUUACCUUUUUAAAGUUUCCUUGAACUAUUUGGAUCACUUCUUCCGUCACUUGUGAACUGCUUCCCUGAGGCACAUUUCAAUAUAAGUGUGUAGCCUGAUAGAGGCUGUUUCAACUCACUUCCUAUAAUCAAAACUAAAUGGGGGUUCCUGAGUAACUUCUGGAUUAAUUGUGUAGUAGAAACUGAGAGCUGAAAGUGACCAGAGCGCUAGAAUCUGCUUCCUAGAGAGCAUCUGGGCUCACUGACACUUUCCUCUACCUCUCUUCCCCCUAUCUAUGUAUUUCUUACCCAUGUGCUGCCCCAAGGUACCUCUUCUGCAGAUACUCAGGAACUUAAACUGUUCAUGUUACUCAAAACCAGCUCCCAACUCUCCUUCUAUGAAUUGGGACACGCUUGCUGCCCCUCGGGUAUUGCUAGGCACCUUGAGUGGGCUCCCUUUACCUGAACUAAAAAUGAAUUGGGAUCUAGUUUAGAGCUUCCAAUUCACUCUUUCAGGUAACACAAACAAUUUAAAGUUCUCAGGUGUCUGCAAAAGAAUCUGUUUGGAGGAGGAUAUGAGUAAGAAGGGGAAGCGAGCUGCAUGCAAAAGUGAAGCCCGCUCUGGGGGCAAGAGGAAGGGAAAAGGUAGCAUUCUAAACUUUAGCUGCUUUUCGGUUUAAAAUUAGAGGGUGGGAGGAACAAUCUUUUUACUAUUUUCUGCCUUCUAGCCCAUAUUAGAUGUAAUUAAUCAAAUUCACAACAGGUGUAAAUGAGACCAACUCCACUUACUUCUUACUAAUUUACACCAACAGUUAAUUUGGUGCAAAGGUCAUAGGGGUUUUGAUAUUAGUUUGGUCAUGAAAUCUCAACUAUGCACUGUUGGAAAGUGCUACAUAGCAGUGACAUCCAAAAGGCCCAACUAGCCAAUCAGAAUAUGGCUUUAGCCAUACUCCAUUAUACAGUAUAUUAGGACCUUUUGAUGUUUAAUUUAGGAAAAUGUCAACUGCACAGGCGCAGUGAAAUUUUUUUGUAAUGAUUUUCAAUGUGCAUAUUCUUAGUAAUCACUCUCUACUAAAGGUUGAAACAAUACCUCGUAACUGUUUAAGUAUUCAAGAAAGAUGUUUAACAUUACUUUGAAUGUGAUUCUGUUUGUGAAUGGAUUAUAAUGGAUUUGUAGAUUUUAAACGUUAAACACUUUCACCUUUUUUAUAGAGGGAUUAAAAAAUACAUAGCAGUUCAUGUCACACACUCUGUCUAAAGUGUUCUUGAAUAUUCUUAAUACAGAAUCUGUGAAUACCAGACCUUUUUUAUUCAGAUGACCAAUCUCAAUGACUGUUUUCUCUUCUUGUGCAUUCAUCGUUUAGAUUAAAUAAAUUCAAUCACUAGGAACUAGCUACUUUCCAUGCAACUUCAUUAAACAGUGAAUAUUGUCUUUAAAAAAAAAAAAAAGAUACUGUGGUUUAAUGUUCUUUAGCCAUCUGUUAAAUUACUUUCUGGGUGUGUGUUUUUGUGUGUGUGGAUGUGCCCACACUGGGCGGCUUCUCAGACCUAUGUCUGUCUGCAGUGUUUCAGCAGUCAGAAUAAAAACAUUAUCAAUCAGUAUCCAACAACAGCUGUUUUUGACAUGCUUCUGUCUGACGCCUAAUGUUUUACAACUGUCCUCCUUUGUCUAGCAGUUCUGAGCUGGUCAUCUUGUCGCUUCCAUGUUAUGUCCUAUACUUGUACUAACAGAAUUUGCAGUGGUGUUGAAAAUGCUUGUUAGUGUUUUUGAUAGUCUUUCUUGCUGUAUAAUGUGCUAUGUGUCUUAGUUUGCAUAUUCAAAUGUGCUGUACAGAAAUCUGUGAUGUAUUAUUUCAUUUAGUUUCUGGCGUUUCAUUAUAUUUAUAGAAGUUACAGAUUUUGUACCUUAUUAGCUACUACAGUUGCCUUUUUGUAAUGGCAAUUAAUUUAUAUUACAAAAGUUUGUAUCUUUUCUGUAAUUGAGUAUUGGUUGAUAGUUAAAUGUCAUAUUAUCCUGAUUUUAUACUAAAAAUACAUCAUCUAUACUUAGUAGUUGACCCAUUCAUGUAGGCAACUGCAAGACCAGAGGAACUUGUAAUGUCUGAUUUAUACAUGAUUUCCACGAUCAAAAUAUGAAAAUAAACACUGAGUAGAACUGAA